GACGUCGCCCCACUUUCCUCCUACACGUGGUUUGUGAAACAACCGGCAACAUUCUCUUCAGAAGGUUAUAUACAGGGUUUGUCAGGCGUCUUUCGACCAUGCCAAAUCCUGAGUGUUUCUUCGACAUCACGAUCGACAAAAAGCCGGCUGGCCGCAUUUGUUUUGAGUUGAGAGCUGAUGUGGUUCCCAAAACAGCAGAGAACUUCCGAGCUUUGUGCACAGGAGAGAAGGGUUUUGGGUUUGCUGGUUCCAUUUUCCACAGAAUAAUCCCUGACUUUAUGAUCCAGGGCGGAGACUUCACAAAGGGCAAUGGUACAGGAGGGAAGAGUAUCUACGGAAGCAAAUUUCCGGACGAGAACUUCCAGUUGAAGCACGCUGGGCCAGGGACAUUAUCAAUGGCAAACAGUGGAAAGAAUACAAAUGGUUCCCAGUUCUUCAUCUGCACAGCUGAUACUCCUUGGCUUGAUGGUAAACAUGUUGUAUUUGGUAAAGUCACAGAAGGAAUGGAUGUUGUGAGGGAGGUAGAGAAAUGUGGAUCAAGCAGUGGUAAAACGUUAAAGAGUGUGGCCAUCGCAAAGUGUGGGGUAUUGUAGAGGGAAAUCCCAGAAUGCCACAGGACUGAAUAUCUCUAUAGAAACGGCCUACAGAUGUACCCAUAUAGCAUAUAUAUAAGCUUAUGUAACACUUGUCAGUGUUAAAUUAUUCUAUUGAUUAUGGGUAAUAAAUGAAAUGGUAAAGUGUU
Messenger RNA from Saccostrea echinata, 742 nucleotides. RefSeq lists its product as uncharacterized. Bases 99 to 593 code for a protein of 164 amino acids. NCBI's taxonomy places the organism in Eukaryota, Metazoa, Mollusca, Bivalvia, Ostreida, Ostreidae. Gene Ontology annotation, molecular function: peptidyl-prolyl cis-trans isomerase activity. The transcript has 5 exons. The record is from RefSeq and is a predicted model, not a curated record. Gene Ontology annotation, biological process: protein peptidyl-prolyl isomerization; protein folding.